AUGGGGGAAGGUAAGGUGAUGGAGAUUCUGACCAAGGACGGCGGCUUGUUCGGGCAAACCGAGCAGAACCCGAUUGUGGCUGUACAGGUGAAGCUGAAGGAGGUCGAGACUAGGUUUCGUGUGUGGCUAGCCAAGCAAUCGUUGCCGGUGGAGGCGGCCGUCGUAACCGCGACCAGCGGGGUCCAAGGCGCCGCAAUAGGCGCUUUAAUGGGAACGCUCACGGCUGACGCUUCCUCUUUCCUUACACCUCCGCCGAACGCCGCAAACCUCAACCCUGAUGCUAUGGCGUCACUUAAACAAGCUCAGGCUCUUUCUGGUGGUCCAUUGGUGCAAGCACGUAAUUUUGCGGUCAUGACUGGUGUCAAUGCCGGCAUUUCAUGUGUCAUGAAAAGAUUGAGAGGCAAGGAGGAUGUUCAAUCUAGUAUGGUUGCUGCUUUUGGUUCUGGGGCCAUGUUUUCAUUAGUAAGUGGCGUGGGUGGACCUAAUCAGGCAGCAAAUGCUGUUACCUCUGGUCUCUUCUUUGCUCUCGUUCAAGGUGGAAUUUUCCAGUUUGGACAGAAGUUCUCACAACCACCAGCUGAGGAUGUGUACUAUAUAAAGACAAGAUCUAUGUUAAGCAACCUCGGCCUACAAAACUAUGAGAAGAAUUUCAAGCGAGGCUUGUUGACGGACAGCACUUUGCCUUUGCUAACUGAUAGUGCUCUCAGAGAUGUGAAAAUACCUCCUGGACCAAGGCUGCUCAUUCUUGAUCAUAUAGAGAGGAGCCCAGAGCUAAAAGACAGGCGGAAUGUUUCCCGUUGA
Messenger RNA from Striga hermonthica, 801 nucleotides. The record is from the annotation of a GenBank genome assembly. Lineage: Eukaryota; Viridiplantae; Streptophyta; Magnoliopsida; Lamiales; Orobanchaceae.